Messenger RNA from Phoenix dactylifera (date palm), 1542 nucleotides. NCBI's taxonomy places the organism in Eukaryota, Viridiplantae, Streptophyta, Magnoliopsida, Arecales, Arecaceae. The record is from RefSeq and is a predicted model, not a curated record.
CUCGACGCGCGAAAUGCGCAGGCUUAUCGGAAGAAGCUCUUCCCCUUCCUUCUUUCUUCUAGAUAUGUACUUUUGACUUGGUUGCAACGCCCUAUAUUAGUGCAAGAAGCGGACAUGAAGCGUCCUUGGCCGAGGAAUUGAAGAGAGAGGAGCAGAAACAAUGGCUGAGAAGGGAGUGAAGCUAUUUGGAAUGUCGUUGGGGCUCCUUGCCUUGAGGGCGGAAUGGGCCCUUAAGCUGAAAGGGGUCGAGUACGAGUAUGUGGAGGAGGAUCUACUCAACAAGAGCGAGGAGCUCCUUCGCUACAACCCGGUGACCAAGAAGGUUCCGGUUCUCGUGCAUGAAUGGGCCCUUAAGCUGAAAGGGGUCGAGUACGAGUAUGUGGAGGAGGAUCUACUCAACAAGAGCGAGGAGCUCCUUCGCUACAACCCGGUGACCAAGAAGGUUCCGGUUCUCGUGCAUGAAUGGGCCCUUAAGCUGAAAGGGGUCGAGUACGAGUAUGUGGAGGAGGAUCUACUCAACAAGAGCGAGGAGCUCCUUCGCUACAACCCGGUGACCAAGAAGGUUCCGGUUCUCGUGCAUGAAUGGGCCCUUAAGCUGAAAGGGGUCGAGUACGAGUAUGUGGAGGAGGAUCUACUCAACAAGAGCGAGGAGCUCCUUCGCUACAACCCGGUGACCAAGAAGGUUCCGGUUCUCGUGCAUGAAUGGGCCCUUAAGCUGAAAGGGGUCGAGUACGAGUAUGUGGAGGAGGAUCUACUCAACAAGAGCGAGGAGCUCCUUCGCUACAACCCGGUGACCAAGAAGGUUCCGGUUCUCGUGCAUGAAUGGGCCCUUAAGCUGAAAGGGGUCGAGUACGAGUAUGUGGAGGAGGAUCUACUCAACAAGAGCGAGGAACUCCUUCGCUACAACCCGGUGACCAAGAAGGUUCCGGUUCUCGUAGUGCAUGACGGGAAGCCGAUGCCAGAGUCGCUCGUUAUCAUCGAGUACGUCGAUGAGGUGUGGAAGGAUGGUUACCCCAUCAUGCCCAAGGACCCCCAUGAAAGGGCGCAGGCUCGGUUCUGGGCUAAGUUUGUAGAAGAUAAGAUAACCCCUCCAACAUAUGCAGUAUUCUGCACGACCGGAGAGCAGCAACAGAAGGCCUUACAAGAAGCUCAGGAGAGCUUCAAGACUCUCGAAGUGGCCCUCAAGGACAAGAAGUUUUUUGGAGGGGAGAAGAUCGGGUUCGUAGAUAUCGCAGCCGGCUGGUUGCCUUGUUGGGUUCGAAUGAUCGAGGAGAUCGUCGGCAUCAGCAUAGUGAACGAGAACAUCCAUCCUUUAAUCAAUGCAUGGUUUGAUAAUUUCUUGGCAUUGGAAUUGGUGAAGGGGAGCUUGCCCCCAAAAGAUAAGCUCUAUGCUCUUAACAAGGCUCGCCGCGAACAAUUUCUUGCAUGACAAAACUCCUAUAAAACUUGUUGCUGGUGCUUGUAUUUUAAGUAAUGUAUUUAAUAAAAACUAGAAAGUGCUUAAUAAAUAAAAUUAGGAGGGAUAUGCUCCUAUGUCGUUAA